AUGGCUGAUACUGCGCGUCAACAAAACCUCAAUUUGACCCCCGAGGAGAAACGGGCCUUUUACCAGCUCUUCCAGGCCGCCGACACCACCAACCUCGGCGUCAUCACCGGCGAGGUCGCCGUUCCCUUCUUCGAGAAGACCAAACUGGCUCCGGAGACUCUCGGCUUGAUAUGGCAGAUUGCAGAUAAGGAGAACCGGGGUCUGUUGACUCCCUCUGGGUUUGGAAUUGUCUUGCGCUUGAUUGGGCACGCCCAAGCGGGCCAGGCACCGACGGAAGAACUGGCGCUACAACCCGGCCCGUUGCCCAGGUUCGACGGCGUGGUGAUUGAUGUACCGCCCGCACCCCGUGAGGCCGGCACCACCAGUCCGCCGCCUGCCGCCGGCGCCCCGAUUCGAGUCCCUCCCCUGAACCCCGACGAUGUCAAUAAAUUCGUGUCUCUGUUUGACAAGUCGGACGUCGCCGGGACUGGGGUCCUCUCAGGUGAAAUUGCGAAACAGAUCUUUGAACGUGCCCGGCUGCCGAAUGAUAUCCUGGGUCGCAUAUGGAACUUGGCCGACACCAAGCAGCGCGGUGCUUUGGAUGCGACCGAAUUUAUCAUCGCCAUGCAUUUCUUGACCUCGUACAAAUCGGGCGCUAUGAGAGGCAUCCCGCAAGUUCUGCCCCCCGGUCUCUACGAAGCUGCCGCGCGCCGAGGAUCCGCUCGUGGGUCGGUGGGCUCGCGACCCGGCCUGGAUGUGCCCCCGGUCCCCGCCAUCCCUAAGCAAUUCACCGGCCCCCAGCGCACCCAGAGCCCCAUCAACCGACAGCAGUUUGGUUCCCCGCUCUCGGCGCAGUCGACCGGCGGGGAGUGGCUCAUCACGCCCGCGGAGAAGAACCAGUUCGACAGCAUCUUCGCGACGAUCGACACCGCCAAGCUGGGCUCCAUCAGCGGCGACCAGGCCGUGGGCUUCUUCAUGAACGCACAGCUGCCCGAGGAGACGCUCGCCCAGAUCUGGGAUCUUGCGGACAUCGAUGCUGACGGACAGCUGACCAAGGACGAGUUUGCCGUCGCCAUGUACCUGGUCCGUCUGCAGCGUAGUGGCAAGGAGCCGAUCCCCCAGGUCUUGCCCCCCGCCCUGAUCCCCCCCAGUAUGCGUCGCCGGGGCUCCGGGUUUGUCGCGCCGGCGGUGGGCCCCGCGCAACCGCCGGCUCCCGCCUCCGUUCCCGCCCCGCCGCCCCCCCCACGGACGGCGGCUGAUGACCUGUUCGGCCUGGACUCGGCCCCGGCGCCCGCUGUGCCGGCCGCCCCCUCCCAGGUCGCGCAGUCGACGGGGGGCUCAAACUCCGUCUUCCAGACGCCGGCGUCGCCAUCGCGCGCGUCCCCGCCGGGUCCGUCCCCCGCCGCCACCUCCUUCAAGCCGUUCAUUCCGAGCUCCUCCUUCGGUCAGAGCCUCCAGCCCCAGGUGACGGGUGGUGCUCCGCCCGCGGUCCGGUCCCCGCCCCCGCCGGCCGAUGAUCUGCUGGGCGACAAUGACCCCGAGGAGUCCAAGAAAUUGACGAGUGAGACCACGGAGCUGGCCAAUCUCUCCAACCAGAUUGGGUCGCUGGCGAACGAGAUGCAAAACGUGCAGACGAAGCGGACCGCCGCCGAACAGGAUCUGACGCAGAGCUCGCAGCAGAAGCGGGACUUCGAGACCCGCCUCGCGCAGGCUCGGGCCAUGUACGAGCAGGAAGUCAAGCAGUACAAGGCGCUGGAGGAGCGGCUCACUGCCUCCCGCACCGAGACCAAGAAAUUGGAGCAGGAGUUUGCCCUCCUGGACGGGAGUCGGCAGGACCUGCAGAACCAGUACGACCAGAUCUCCGCGGCCCUCUCCGCCGACACCCAGGAGAACGCCAGCCUGAAGGAGCGGAUCCGCCAGGCCAAUGCCGUGGUGGCCCAGCUGAAGCCCGCGCUCGACAAGGCGCGCUCCGAGGCCCGGCGCCAGAAGGGGCUGGUCGCCAUCAACAAGAAGCAGCUCGCGACAGUCGAAGGCGAGCGCGACAAGCUGCAGGAGGAGAUCGCGGACGCUUCCCCGGAAUCGGCUUCGGAGCCGGUGCCGGAGGAAGACCGGGCUGCCACGCCCGCAGCUCCCACGGCCAGCCCGCCGCCCGUCACGAGCCCCGCGGAAUCGACCACCAGCCAGAACACGAACCCCUUCUUCCGACGUACCGUCACGGGUUCCAGUGACGGCAAUCAGCCGUCGCCGCAGGUCUCGAAUGACCAGCAACGCGCAUUCGACAGCCUGUUUGGACCGUCCUUCGGCGCGCCGUCGGCCGGCGCGCCGCCCCCACCGACGUCCUUCGGCGCCCAGUCCCCAAGCACGUCGCGGGUCCCGACCCCUUCCAUGUCCCCGCCGCCGCCUCCAGAGUCUCGGCAGCUGACCCCGGGCGUCCUGCCGAUCACCGAGAUCCACACGCCGACCUCCUCCACGAUGGCCUCCCCGCCGGCCAGUCGGUCGGGCGGCCCGGAUACCGCCAGCCAGGGGGCACCGAGCGAGGCUGCCGGACCGACCUCAGCCGCCUCCCCGUUCGAUGAGGCGGAAGACCCCAAGGAGCGCUUCCCUGAAGUCCCCGGUCUUCCCCAGGAUGCCGCUGCGCGCGCGGUGUCCCCGACGACGGCCGAAGGCAAGCAGCCGGAGAAGAAGGACCCGACCUUCGACGAGCUCUUUGGCGGCCCUGCGCACCAGCGCACCCAGUCGCAGAAGGAGAACGAUUUCGACGAAGCCUUUGCGUCCAUGAAGCAGGGGAGCCAGCCCAAUGGCGCCCAGGCGGCCGCUCCGUUCGAGUUCCCGCCCAUCCGGGAGCUUGACGACGACGAGGAGACCACCGACAGCGAGGCCCCGAGGGGUUUCGAUGACAACUUCACCCCGGCCCAACAGCCGUCGGGACCGGCGCCGACGUCGAAGCCCGCUGACUCCAUCGAGCCCUCGCAGCUGGCGGCAUUCCCCACCCCGGGAUCCAUGCCCACGUCCCCCCAAUUUCCCCCGUCGCCCGGGGCCCAACAGAGCCCCCCGAACUACACGCAGAGCGUUGGAACACCGGAACCGGGGCAGGCUCCCGCGGCAUUCAACGGCCUGCUGCCCGGCCGCGGUGAUCCCACCGCUCCUCCCGACGCUCCUCAUUCGGUUGACCACGCGACGGGAGAGCCCGUGGUCGGCGGCGAAGCGCCCAAGGAGGCCCCCGCCGCCGAGCCCAGCACCGGCAAAGCCGGGGGUCCUGAUUUCGAGGCGGCCUUCGCCGGUCUGAACCUGGCGCCAGCCAAGGAAGACGACGACGAUGACACCGACACCGACACCCCCGACCAGAAGAACAACGAGGACUUUGACUUUUCGUUCGACAACCCGGCCCAGCAGCAGGCAGCCGCAGCCGCAGGCGCACAGGGCGGCAACGCCGCAGCCCCGGAUUCCUUCACCUUCGACAAGAACGCGAGCAGCACCAGUCCGUCCGCGACCACCCCGGCUCCCCCGCCCGGCGGGAGCCAGACGCAGAACCACGACUGGGAAGCGCUCUUUGCCCCGCUGGACAACGUCGCGCCGAAUGGAUCUUCGGCCGUAGACAGGUCCAAGGAGCCGGGAUGGGCGCAGAGCAACACGGAGGACGACCUGAUCCUGCAGAAGUUGACAGGAAUGGGCUUCCCUCGGGACGAUUCCCUUGCUGCGUUGGAGAAAUUCGACUACAACAUUGAUAAGGCCGCCGACUACCUCACCUCGAAAGUCUAA
Molecule: messenger RNA, 3738 nt
Organism: Aspergillus candidus
Lineage: Eukaryota; Fungi; Ascomycota; Eurotiomycetes; Eurotiales; Aspergillaceae
Product: EF hand domain protein
Exons: 6
Coding region: 1-3738 (1245 amino acids)
Biological process (GO): endosomal transport; endocytosis
Cellular component (GO): plasma membrane; cytoplasm
Molecular function (GO): calcium ion binding; protein binding
Source: RefSeq, a predicted model, not a curated record